This is a messenger RNA of Gordionus sp. m RMFG-2023, 4424 nucleotides long. RefSeq lists its product as uncharacterized. The transcript has 19 exons. Gene Ontology annotation, biological process: positive regulation of DNA-templated transcription. Lineage: Eukaryota; Metazoa; Nematomorpha; Gordioida; Chordodea; Parachordodidae. The record is from RefSeq and is a predicted model, not a curated record. Bases 30 to 4385 code for a protein of 1451 amino acids.
GACAUGAUUCUAGUCAUGAUUAUGAAGGAAUGCUUUGUAUACCUUUUUCAGAAAUUAGUUUAGGCACAGAUGAUACUGAAAUUAAAUAUUAUAUUAAACAAAAAUUGAAUCAUGCCCUUGAAAGCUUUAAAAUUGCCAACAAGUUUCUUGAUGUAUUAGGCAAGAUCGAUGUGGUUUCUGAAGCAAAUAUCAUUAAAAAAUUAUUAAAAAUGCCAUAUUCAAAAUCAUGUGUUAGUGUAAUAAUUCAUAAAAUUGAGGAUACUAUUUUAUUAGAAGAUUUUGAUUUCACUGAAAAUCUUAGGAUUUGGGAAAAAUUGAAAUUAUUACUUGAAUGUGAUUCAGUAUCUAAUAAAUCUGAAAUUAUUAUGUGGGCUAUUUUUCAUCAUUAUAUAUAUCACAAUCUUAUGAAUUCAAAAGAUAAGAGCCAAGUUGCCACUUUUAAUUUAAAUGAAUACCAGAGUGAUACCAAUGAUUUAGAUUUUAGAAAUUUGAUGGCAAAGUUUUUAUAUUUCAAGUUUCUUGCUAAAAAGGGGGAAUUUCCCAAAUCUCUGCAAAAUUUGUCAAAUAUUCAGGAAAAUUCCAACACUUUUAAUUUUUGGGAUAACCAAGAUUCAUUGAUUAAAUUUAUUGAAACCAUGCACUUGGCUAACCAUUCAUCAAAUAAUGAUGCUGAAUAUUACUUUUCCUUCGAAAACUUAUUGACUAGAGAAUUAGGCCUUGAUUUAUCAAAUCUCUUGAGCAACAACAUUAUAAAUAGGGGUAAACCAACAAAAACCAUCAAAGAUUUGACUUAUAAAACUCCCUUAUCAAUUCCUUGGCCAAAUUAUGAAGAUGAGUCUAAGGAUGCUGACUAUUAUAAUGAUAAAAUUAUGCUUAAAAAAAAUAUGGACAUACAACCUCAGCAUGAUAAAAUGUUGUUUACCCACAAAAUCAGUGAUGAAAAAGAUUUAGAGAGUUAUAAGUUUGAAUCCAAAGCCUCUGAAAUGACAGCAUUACCCAAUGAUUUACAUUUGAAAACACUCCUAAAGGAAAAUGCAAAUGAGAUGAAGGAUACAAGUCAAAACAGCACAUUUAAUUAUGAUGAGAAUUUUUGGGACCUACCACGAAAUUAUUUAUGGAAUUUUGAAGAUCUAAGGAUGCUAGUUAGAUCAGAUCUACCUAUAUUUGGGGGAGGCAAAUAUCCCGCCAUUACCUUGAGAUUAAAGGAUAUGAAUCAACCUGGAAUAAACGUGCUCACUGGACUUGAUUAUUGGCUCGAUAAUCUCAUGUGUAACGUGCCCGAAUUGGUUAUGUGUUAUCAUCUGGAUGGUAUGGUGAAACGUUACGAGAUGUUCAAAACAGGUGAGAUCCCUGAACUUCCGUUUUGCUCCGCUUCUCCUAAUAACCAGCCGGGGAGUGGGAUCGAAUCGGAAGUGCCAACUACCUUCAACCCAGAUUUGAUACGCGAUCUGGCUCGAAACCUGUUAUCCUUCGUAAAAAGUAAGUGCGCCAAGCAAGGCCACACAUACUGGCUUUUUAAAGGGGCCGGCGAUGAGGUCGUCAAGCUCUAUGACUUGACUAGUUUAAUAACAGAAUUUAACGUAUCCAGCCGUGAUCCUGACCACUGCCAAGCACGCGAAUCUGCAGACCAGAUUAUCCAGCAUGCUGCAACUAACUCCAUACGACAGCAACCGUUUAACAUAAAAAAUCCAUACACACUUCCCGUUGCCUUCUUACUUUACCGCCUAGCCCGUCCUGAUUCUGAGGCAGACAGUCGCAUUGCCCUUCUCACUAAAUGCCGCCGACUUCUCAAGAAUUCAACUAAGGCGCUCAACAAUUCCAGGGACGACAUCCCACUGAUCGUUAAACGAAAGCGACGCAAAGCAGAGAGGCGUUAUGAAAAGCUUGCUCGUCAGGAUUUUAACGCUUUUACACCUGAUUCAUCAACAGUUUGUGGAGAAAAUUGGACGCGCCUCUUUGUUUCUGCAUCACUUGCUCUUUCUGAAGCCUAUAUUCCAGCUAACAGUGAUCCCUUUGAUCAUGACGAGUAUAGUACUUCUCAAUCUUCUCCUUCCACUCUCUUACUGUGUGAAAGUAAUAAAAAGAAUAGGAACAAAAAAGAGGAAUGUGUUUCUCGCCCUACUAUCACAAAAGAAGUAAUCGGACAUGAGUCGAAUGAAGGAAUAGCUACACGCGAAUCCGCGCGCGUAUCUUUGACUAAGCUAAUGCAGCCACGGCGCUUGCGUGGUAAAAAGAUUUGUCCCAAUGGUCUCGUCCUGGAAGAUAAGCCUUUGCUGAGUCAAUUUCCUCUCCCCCCUUCCGAUGUUAUAGGGAAACGAUGCGAAGCUGCUUUAACAUGUGUUUUGGAAGCUUUAACCUGCCUAGUCAAUGAACAGAACAAUUUGCAAUUAACGAAAUCUUCUUUAGUCUCCCAAGCUUUGUUAUUGGAGAAGUUGUUCCUUCUUUACGUCACUAUGGCAAACAUAGCCAUGGACAAUUUCAACUUCUAUUCAUCCAUCCAAUACCUUCAACUUUGCGCCGAGUCUUAUGAAAUCUUGAACUCUGCCGUUGAUCAUUCCCUCACCUCGAAUCAGAGUUCUUUUUUCCCUGUGGAACCAAAAAUGUUUUUACUUCCGCUCUACGAAUCCAUUGGGGAUCACAUGAUCCGCCCAGAUAAAGAACCGCAUUUUACCAAUAACAAUUUGGUUGUCAAUCAUUAUUUUCAAAAUUCAUUACAAUUGGCUCUGGAUUUUUUGAAGCGAUUUGCUCUCAAUUAUGAAAAUUUCGUUGAGAGAAACUUUGCCAUGGUUGAAAGGGAUGAGUUAUUAGAAAAGUUUUUAUCAACAUUUUCUGAAGACACUAUUCGGAGAGAUACAAAUGAACCUAAAAGUUGCAUUACUAGAAUGUCCAUCACUUCUCGUACCCUGUCAACUAAAAUAUCCCCUGUAUCUUAUUACGAAAAGGCGUUAGAAAUUGCCAGGGAUCUUGAACGCCCUACCAACGUAAUACACAGGAUUUCCAAAAAAUUAGCCAAUUGUCUCAACGAAUUAGCAAAUUCUAAGAUAAAUCAAUGCAAAACACUGGUAAAUCAUUGCGCCCAACUAUCAGAUGAACAUGACGUACAAGAAACAUAUGAUUUAAUUCAGUCCAUUCUCGCCAAUUGCGAAAACGAUUACUCACGUGCUUCCACUAUUUUUGAGAGUUUAGGUGACGAUCAAAACUCUCUGUUGAUCGCUUGCAAUAUGGCGUCCCUACCUCUCAUCCAUCUAGCCGCAACCGAGUUGCCACAAAAUCGCGUAGUUCCUAAAAAUUGGGAAGGAUUUUACAAAAAAGCUAUCAAAUUGUACGAAUCAGCUUUGCGGAGGAUAGAUGUAGCAAUAGGAGGAUACUCUAGCGAUAAAUUUAAAAUAGAUCGACACUGGUUCUUGGAUCUACGAGACCAAUCACGAAAUGCCUUGUCGCGAACCAGUGCAGACCUAGCUAAUCAUAUUCUUUUAUCGUCUCCUAAUUCUGCGCACGCGCUAGAUUCAGCCAUCUAUCACCUGGAAUACGCGCUUCGAGUCUCCGAAGGUCACGACGCCCGGGUAAGGUACGAAAUUGGUGCCGCAUAUUUUGCCCGCGCUAUUUCUAAGGAAACGCGGGAAAAUAACGAAUUUGAAUAUAAUGGAGGAGCAAGUUUUAGGGUUGCCGAAUCCGAAGACUCGAAUCGCCUUAUACCUUCAAGAAAACGACGAAAUGCUAGUGAGCGUCUCAAAAAGCUGCCUAUUUAUUUAGCUAAUUUGCAUUUAGAUAAAGCGGUAAGUUUAUAUUUACAACAAGGCACUUGCGAAUGUAUAGUUUCUGCCUUUAGGGUCGAAAUUCAAAGAUUGAGUUUUUUUCAGCAUUUAGCCUUCGAUAACGAUGAACAAAGGGACUCCCCGCCUAAACUUAAUUUUGACAAUAAACCAUCAAUAGUGAAAAAUGUUAAUCGAGUUAAAUCCAUGAAAUACCUCAAAAUUAUGAUCUCAGUUUUCCUCCAUUCUAUUCUUCCCAUAUUACAUACCUACCUUCAAUCCCUGCGAAACUCCUUAAAAAAUUUUGACAUCAACACUAAAACAUAUGGGUUAGAUAGAGAUUCGUUAAACUCCUUCCUUAGUAUCCUCAGGUCCCUAUAUUCUGUAUCGGUCAACCCAAUCAUUGUUAAAGAUUUAAGCAGGGCUAGCAAUUCAACCGAUAGAAAUAGCAAAGAAGGCGACAAAUUAUUAGCUUUGAAAAAUUCUUUAGACAAAUGCAUCAAUAACACAUUCCGAAUCGAUGUUGAUUGUAUUGACGAACGAAUUAUAACCGAUGUCAUUGUUUUAAAAAGCGAAAUUGCACGAAGUUUAGACUUGAUUUCGCUAUUAAAUAUUAUCGAAAACAUAUAUUGAAAGGAGAAAAAAACUCGCUUUAAAAAAAUAAAAUAAUAU